Molecule: messenger RNA, 888 nt
Organism: Auanema sp. JU1783
Lineage: Eukaryota; Metazoa; Nematoda; Chromadorea; Rhabditida; Rhabditidae
Source: the annotation of a GenBank genome assembly
AUGACGUUCCUAGCUUCUCCCUUAUCUGAACACUCAGCUUCAGCUCAGUCCUCUGCUUUUGCGGAAAUGGACUAUCCAAAACCAGUAAAUGAUAGAGUUUCCCGCAAAAAUUCUCCUUCUAUCACUCCUGCGAUAGGAUUGAAUGAUCUUCCUGAUAGAACAAAACUAUUAAAGGAUGAUUGGCAUUGGAUGGACGGCUACAAGAGAGAACCACAGGUGGCUUUACCAACAUAUACCAAGGCUCUUAUACAUCCACUAUUUGCCUUUGGAACUGCUUCUAUUCGAGGAAUGAAGGCAUUGACACCACAAGUAACAGCCUAUUGGGAAAUAAAAGCUCACGGUUUCAUCUUUGGAACUUCUGUUCAGUUUGGAGUUGGAAAUUUGAGCGCUAGGACGUAUUUGCCAUCUGCCUUCGCCGAUAUUUUGGGAGAAGAUAGGAAUUCUUAUGCUAUUAACCAUCACGGGCAAGCUUUUCAUGGAGGAGUCAGUUUCCCGUUUUGCCGUUCAUUGAGUAAUUCCAAAAACGUUGUUGUUGGAAUGCUGUUUGACGGCCCUACCAGAAGUCUAAGCUAUUUCAUCAAUGGAGUAUAUGCAGGAACACCUUUCACUGAAAUGGAUUUAUCUCAAACUCUCUAUCCAAUGGUUUCAAGUACAGCCCAACAAUCUCAAUAUGAAUUAACUAAUCGUGCUUCAUUGAUGCAUCCGAAGACUCUGUUGAGUUCCUGCUUAACUAAGGUCGCGUCAUACAGGAUAGCGAAUGUGAAUGAUCUUCCUAUUCCUAAAAGCCUGAAAGAUCAGUUACUCUUCAGAAAACGCUAUUCCAUUUAUACUGGAAGAAGAGUCAUAUAUCGCAGUUAUUUCCCAAAAACUCGCGUGGCAUUCAAAUAA